GCAAUGACAUAAGUUAUGCCCCACGUACCGAAAAUUGUGUCGGCUCCUUCAUCAACUCAUAUCGUGGGAAGUUUUCGACAUAAAAAUGCCAGUUUUAAGAAAUUUACUUCGUGGUUUUACUAGAGGGGCCAACAGACACAAGGAGAUGACGAGUAAACGCGGAAAUAAGAAUUUCCAUCCCAACACCUCUCGCAUACAGCCCACUGGAUAUGGUGUCAGAACUACUUGGAGGAAUGUAAAAGAAAUGAUUCCAGAGAUUGUGGUGCCCAGUCUAGACGAUUUCCCGCUGAAGGCUUACGUGUCCUACAAGUGCCCGGACACACAGCAAGACCCUAUCACCCCCCGCGACAUCUUCGACAAGUGUGUAGCCCCAAGGGUGCUUGAAGAUUUGGAGAGCGGUAAAUACGAUAGUGAAAAAUUGUUGUCAUCGCCGGCGAGCGAGGGCAAGUCAUGACAGCCUGAUAGCUGAUGAAUAGACAUUUUAAGUUUAUGCCUGGCUUGAAGGCUUGUAAUCAUAGAGAGAGUGGAGCUGUCUUUAAAUCAUUGUUCUUAGAGACAUACCGUAAUUACAGAGAGAAAAGAAUAGGAAUCGGAGCAUUUGUAUCGUUCACAAAUUCUCCUGGGAGGACUGGCUGAUACCUAGUCUGCAGGCACAGACCGGGAUUGAAACUUUGAUCAACAAGUGGGUCUUCAGACAAAGACUAUCGCAUAUAAAAAUUGCUGUUUCAAUUCAGGCCUUCAGUCCACAAGGCAUUAUUACAGUCUUGCACAUUCAGACCCUUAACUUGAGUGAAAGGUUUGCACAGCAGACUGGUUGAUGCCCUUGCUUAUACAGUUGUAAUAUCCAAAGAGGAUUUAACUUUUGAAUGAAUAUGCAAUGACAGUCCCACAUUUCGUUCUUCAGAAUCUGUAUGUGGUACAUGUAUUUAUUCUUAUUGAUUCAAACUUUAAGGCCCCCUUUCCUGCGGUAAAAUCCGUUUAGGUUUACUUUUUAUUAAAUGGCAUUAAAAAAAAAACACCUUUUCUAUAAGAAAACCCCCUUUAUUACAAAUGUAUUAAUAUGGUAUCAGAAAGCUUCAAGCGGAAAUACUUUCUCUUGUUCCUUGGGACAGAAUUAGAAUGUUUACGGCCACUGGAGUUUGUUGUGGAUGGACUUUGAACACAAGUUCCAGGGUUCAAACCCCACCGUGAUGCUUAUGUCCUUUGGAAAGACAGUAUACAAAUAGCAAAUAAGCAUGAGUGCGAUGGUGAGAGAUUUCGCAUGAGGUGAAAGAAAGAUGCUCUAUAUUCAACGAGGCGUUAGCCGAGUUGAAUAGAGUGUUUCUUUCUUUCACCGAAUGCGAAAUCUCACACCAUUGCACGAAUACGAAUAUUCGCUAUUUGUGUUGUACAACGCCUCGGAGUUUAGCGAAAAUAUGAAAAAACAAGAGUUUUUCCCUGGAGUAAUCUAUGAAAAGUGAGCAAAAAAAUUGAAAGCGAAAACCAAAAUCCCACAAGCACAUGACCUUGGGCAGCAUUGCGCAUUUAGCCAGCAGGCUAUACGCGCAUUGCACUUUCAUUUUUACUGAGCGCAGUGAAUUAAAUCGUAUUGUGACAUCACCAAUGUUUGACAUUCAGCCUCCCACUUGCUCGCGUACAACAAGCUAAGAACGCAUUGUACAAUGGUCCAUAAUUGAUAUUCUCAACCUCGGUCUAAAUGGGUAUCUGAUGUUUUGAGCAUUUUAAAUGCUAGUUAAUGUGGUUUAUUAUUCACUUGGUAUACAAGCAGUUAGUCUAUUUCUCAGUCUAAUAACAUGUGGGCUAAACCCAUUUUGUCUGUUGUACAACGCCGACUUCUUAAUAAUAGCUUGUUGUAUGUGAACAAAUGGGAGGCUGAAUGCAGUGGCGUACCUAGGAUUUUCCAAAGGGGGGGGCAAAUUCGUCCGCCAAAAGAUUUGACAAAAAAAAAAGGUCUUCAACCACAAGUAAAGGACAUUUCGCACCCGAAAAAAAAUUGACAAGCAAAAAAAAAAAAAAAAGUUUUCAAGUUCAAGCCACUUGUGGCUCGUCAGGGGGGGGGGGGGGCAGGGAUACGUCCUUUGCAGUCUGCCCCCCCCUAAGGUACGCUAGUGGCUGAAUGUCAAACAUUCAUACCGUUGCACACAUACCGUCCAUAAUGUACAGUUGCAUGGUCAGGAACAUGGUGACGUCACUAUAAAAAUUAGGAUUCAAUGCAUUGCGCUUAGUAAAUGCAGAAUAUGCGUAGGGCUUGCUGGCUAAAUACGCAUUGCUGCUGCAGAUCAGUUGCGUGUUGAGGGAUUUUGCUUUUCGCUUUUCUAUAAUUAAUUUCAUUGAUUAACAUAGGAAAAAGAUGAUUAUUCUUUUUUCGCUAACUUCCGAGAUGUUGUACAAGACAGACAGCGAAUGUUCUUAUUCAUGCAAUUGUGCGAGAUUUGGCAUUUGGUAAAAGAAAGAGACACUCUAUUCAACUUGGCUAUGCCUUGUUUCUGACGCCUUAUGCAAAUUCUCGCACCAUCGCACUCGUGCCUAUUCGCUAUUUGUAUACUAUUAACUUGCACUUUGGUCAUCACUUCAAUACCCUCUUUUUCUUAUUUCAUUUAGUCUAUUGCCCAGAUUUUCUCAUUUCCACUUUGAUAAUUUUGCAUUUUAUAAAAUGAAAAUUUGAAUCAUAAGUCGUGCUUCGAACCAUAUAUAAUAAGAUACAAAUACUGAAUGUUUAUGAGUGCAAUGGACAGAAUACAUCAUGAGGUGAAAGAUGAAAUGAUCCAUUCAACGAGGCGUAGCCGAGUUGAAUGGACCAUUCAUUUCAUCUUUCACCGAAUGAAGUAUUUUAUCCAUUGCACGAAUGAAAAGAGUAUUCAUUACUGGAUUUAUAUGACACCUACAAAUGGAUCCUUUGUCAUAUGAAAUUUAUGAAUUUUGAUGCAAAAUAUGCCCAUGCAGUGCGAGCUUGGUCUGUCGAUAGUCUUGUACGUACACCAUGUGCGCUGCAAACACGAGUGUUUUUACUUGUGGUGCCUGCGGUCUCGAUGCGCGGGUGCAAUAGACAAGAUCGUAUGGAUCCAAAAAUUGCACGAUGAAUGGGUCCAAAAUUGCACCUAUGAGGACUUCAUUGUAAAAUGGGCGGAAUGAUCAAUAACAAACAACCAUUCAAAUGAUAAGGAUCCAUCUAGGUGUCAUAUAAAUGGUGAUAGCUCAACUUGGAUAUUAGACCAAAUGGGUAUAGCCUUACUGGAUAUUAGAAUGGUUUAUGGGCUAAAUGGCAAUUUGUCCGAGUUCAGAGACAAAUAAAGUCAUGCGGGAGAAGAUAAAUGUAGAUAAGCAGACAAACUGAGUGUAUUUUGUAUCUUACCAUUAAUUUUGGUUGCUCAAUGUGAUGAGCGAGACGAUGUCUAAGCACCAUGAAUGCAUAUCAGUAUGUAUACGUGUCCCAUCUUGUUUAUUUUUACUCGAGAGGGACAAAUUAAAUUCAAGAAACAUGUA
This is a messenger RNA of Lytechinus pictus (painted urchin), 3483 nucleotides long. RefSeq names its product large ribosomal subunit protein mL41-like. The transcript is spliced from 4 exons. Gene Ontology annotation, cellular component: mitochondrial large ribosomal subunit. Lineage: Eukaryota; Metazoa; Echinodermata; Echinoidea; Temnopleuroida; Toxopneustidae. The record is from RefSeq and is a predicted model, not a curated record. Bases 86 to 454 code for a protein of 122 amino acids. Gene Ontology annotation, molecular function: structural constituent of ribosome. Gene Ontology annotation, biological process: translation.